CAUUCCUCCCCGACUCAAAGUUUUUCAACACUACUUGUACUUUCCACAAUCAUUUUGAUACCCCUUUUCAUCUAGAAAAGAAAAACCAAAAUAAUACAGAUCGUUGUUGCGCGUUUCCCUUAAGGCGCAUCUCAUCCCGGAUUUCUACUUUUUUUUAUCGAUAGAGGGGUGGCUUAGCGGGGCAACCUGACGUCGGGAGCCAACACUUCGAAAUUUCUUUCUUCUAACACGCCGAAGCCCAUUCAACCCUUCCCCCAUCCUCAUCCUACCUACACUCUCUUUUCAUCAUGGUUUCCGCUUCAAAAGCUGCCCGCCAGGCCAAGCGCGCUGCCGAUGGUAAAGAGCCCAAGAAGACCGCCGCUUCCAAGGUUUCCUCCCGUGCCGCCUCCAAGAACGCCUCCAAGGCUUCCUCAGUCGACGGCGACGAUGACCGCGCUAUUGACCUCGAUCUGAACGAGGACGUCAAGAAGCUCCAACUCCAGGAGGACAAGUUCGGUCUCUCUGACCGUGUCACCACUGGUGUGCUCUCCUCCCUCGAAGCCAGCCGCGACGUCAAGAUCACCGCCGCCUCCCUCGUGUUCCACGGCCGUGUCCUCUUCAACGAUACCACACUCGAAGUCACCUACGGACGUCGAUAUGGAUUGCUCGGUGAGAACGGUUGCGGAAAGUCAACCCUCCUCAAGGCCAUCGACAAGCGCGAGUUCCCCUUCCCAGACCACAUCGACAUCUACCUGUUGAACGAAGGUGCCCCCGCCACCGAGUUGGGUGCCUUGGAAUGGGUUGUCCGUGAGGCCGAGAACGAGCUGGCUCGUUUGGAGAAGCUUGCUGAGGACAUCCUCGAGAGGGAUGGCCCAGAGAGCCCGCUUUUGGAUGAAUUGUACGAGCGUCAAGAGAGCAUGGAUCCCUCCACUUUCCACACCCGUGCAUCCCUCAUUCUCACUGGUCUCGGUUUCAACAAGAAGACCAUCAACAAGAAGACCAAGGACAUGUCCGGAGGUUGGCGUAUGCGUGUUGCCCUCGGAAAGGCUCUCUUCGUCAAGCCCUCGCUCCUUUUGCUCGAUGACCCCACCGCCCAUUUGGAUCUCGAGGCCUGUGUGUGGUUGGAGGAGUACCUCAUGAAGUGGGACCGCACGCUCAUCCUCGUCUCCCACUCGAUGGAUUUCUUGAACGGUGUCUGCACAAACAUGAUUGACAUGCGCAUGAAGCAGCUCAUCUACUACGGUGGUAACUACGACUCCUACAUCAAGACCCGUACCGAGCAGGAAGUCAACCAGAUGAAGGCAUACGAGAAGCAGCAGGACGAAAUCAAGCACAUCAAGAAGUUCAUUGCUUCUGCCGGUACGUACGCCAACUUGGUCCGACAGGCCAAGUCCCGUCAGAAGAUCUUGGACAAGAUGGAGGCAGAUGGUUUCAUCGAGCCCGUCAUUCCUGACCGUGUCUUCACUUUCCGUUUCGCCGAUGUCGAGAAGCUUCCCCCGCCUGUGUUGUCUCUUGACGACGUCACUUUCUCCUACUCCGGCAAGGCCGAGGACAACCUGUACGAGAACUUGGACUUCGGUGUCGACAUGGACUCCCGUACCGCCCUCGUCGGCCCCAACGGUGUUGGUAAAUCGACCCUGCUCCGUAUUUUCACUGGAAAGCUCUCGCCCACCUCCGGUACCGUCUCUCGCCACACCCACUUGAAGCUCGGCAUGUACAGCCAGCACUCUGCCGAGCAGCUUGACCUCACAAAGUCCUCCCUUGACUUCGUCCGUGACAAGUUCUCCCACAUCAGCCAGGACUACCAGUACUGGAGACAGCAGCUCGGCCGCUACGGUCUUAGCGGCGAGGGCCAGACAGCCAAGAUGGGUACCCUUUCCGAGGGUCAGAAGAGCAGAAUCGUGUUCGCUCUGUUGGCCAUCGAGAGCCCCAACAUGUUGUUGCUCGACGAGCCUACCAACGGUCUCGAUAUCCCCACUAUUGACAGUUUGGCAGAUGCCAUCAACGCUUUCAGCGGUGGUGUCGUCGUUGUGUCUCACGACUUCAGAUUGCUUGACAAGAUUGCAAAGGACAUCAUGGUGUGCGAGCACAAGACCGUCCGACGAUGGGAAGGCAGCAUCGGAGAGUACAAGAACCACCUCCGCAAGAAGAUGAAGUCCGCUGGUGCUGUUUAAGAGUUUUGUUUUGUUUCUUCUUAUUAAAAGCAAAAGUUGUUCUAAAAUUGCAUUCUGCCUCCCCCAGACACGAGACAGACGCUUGCGAAGGACUUCGAAAGGAAUUUGGCCCAGAGGUAGACCCUAGGGAUACGACUGCAGGUAGGGCCAGCAGCUCUUCGUGGCCUGCUUCGGACAGUCUUCUGCACUAGUUACAUGCUCGGUGGAGACAUCUGGAUAUUCCCGUUGAUAACGGGUGCAUUGGGGGUUAGAGGAGUUUUAUAGAAGUAUGAUUAUGAACAAAAAUGACAUG
Molecule: messenger RNA, 2445 nt
Organism: Aaosphaeria arxii CBS 175.79
Lineage: Eukaryota; Fungi; Ascomycota; Dothideomycetes; Pleosporales
Exons: 3
Coding region: 288-2153 (621 amino acids)
Molecular function (GO): ATP binding; ATP hydrolysis activity
Source: RefSeq, a predicted model, not a curated record